This is a messenger RNA of Pogoniulus pusillus (Red-fronted tinkerbird), 2869 nucleotides long. It is a transcript of the gene SESN1, whose product is annotated as sestrin 1. Gene Ontology annotation, molecular function: oxidoreductase activity, acting on peroxide as acceptor; L-leucine binding. Gene Ontology annotation, biological process: regulation of response to reactive oxygen species; cellular response to L-leucine; positive regulation of macroautophagy. The coding region runs from base 211 to 1866 and encodes 551 amino acids. NCBI's taxonomy places the organism in Eukaryota, Metazoa, Chordata, Aves, Piciformes, Lybiidae. The transcript is spliced from 10 exons. The record is from RefSeq and is a predicted model, not a curated record. Gene Ontology annotation, cellular component: nucleus.
GCCCCGACCUCGGUGGGCGGCUGUCGGCGGAGGCGCGCGCCGGGGCUGAGGGAGCUCGCGCCCGCUGCUGCCUCCCAUGCGGCGCCGGCUGCGGGCUCUCUGCUCGCCGCCGCGGUUGUCUGUCUGGGUGGGUUGGCGGCUACCGGGAGCCCGCCAUGGGGCGGCCGCACCGGAGCUGUUGAGGCGGCGGUGGAACAGCUGGGCAGCCCCAUGGAGGAGCGCGAAGGCGAGCUGCGCUGGGACGGGCUGUGCAGCCGCGACGCUGCCACCCGCGCCGCCGCCUUGGACACCAUCGGGCAAGCCGUUCUGCGCCGCAGCGAGACCAUCGCUCCCGUGGCGGCCGUGCCGCCUGCCCGGGCUGCCGACGGGCUCCUGGUUCCUGCCGCCCGCGACGGGCUGAGCGAGGUGCUGGCCCGCCUACUAAUGCUUUCCAAGCGCUGCCCCUUCCCCGACGUGAGAGAGAAGAGCGAGGCGAUCCUCGGCGAGGUGCAGGAACUCGGAAUAAGAAUUCCUAGACCACUGGGACACGGACCAAGCAGAUUCAUCCCCGAGAAGGAGACCAUUCAGGUGGGAAGCGAAGACGCCGUGAUGCACACUUUGUUUGCCGACUCCUUUGCUGCACUGGGCCGACUGGACAAUGUCACCCUGGUGAUGGUUUUCCACCCCCAGUACCUGGAGAGCUUUCUGAAAACUCAGCACUAUCUGCUGCAGAUGGAUGGUCCACUCCCGCUGCACUACCGGCACUACAUCGGCAUCAUGGCUGCAGCUCGACAUCAGUGCUCUUAUCUUGUUAACCUCCACGUCAAUGACUUCCUUCAUGUCGGUGGAGACCCUAAAUGGUUGAAUGGUCUGGAAAAUGCACCUCAGAAACUGCAAAAUUUAGGAGAACUGAACAAAAUGUUGGCUCACCGACCCUGGCUUAUCACCAAGGAACACAUCGAGCAACUUCUAAAGACUGAAGAGAACAGCUGGUCCCUGGCAGAGCUGAUCCAUGCAGUCGUUCUCCUCACUCACUACCACUCCCUUGCUUCCUUCACGUUUGGCUGUGGCAUCAGCCCGGAGAUUGACUGUGAAGGGGGUCACACCUUCAGGCCCCCCUCUGUCAGUAACUAUUGUAUAUGUGACAUCACAAAUGGCUACCACGGGACAGAGGAAAUCCAGGCCAGCCCAAUUGCAGCUAUUCCAUCCACAGAGUCUGUCUGCGAAGUUGAAGCUCUCAUGGAGAAAAUGAAGCAGCUACAGGAGUGCAGGGAUGAAGAGGAAGCCAGCCAAGAAGAGAUGGCUACACGCUUUGAAAGAGAGAAGAGAGAGAGCAUGUUCGUGUGUUCUUCAGAUGAGGAAUCAGCCCCGACAAGAGAUGUGUCUCGUCACUUUGAGGAUACCAGCUAUGGGUACAAGGACUUCUCCAGGCAUGGCAUGCAUGUGCCCACUUUCCGUGCCCAGGAUUACUCCUGGGAGGACCAUGGCUACUCCCUGGUUAACCGCCUUUACCCAGACGUGGGGCAGCUGCUUGAUGAGAAGUUUCACAUUGCUUAUAACCUGACUUACAACACGAUGGCCAUGCACAAAGAUGUGGAUACCUCAAUGCUACGGCGAGCAAUCUGGAACUAUAUUCACUGUAUGUUUGGGAUAAGAUACGAUGAUUACGACUAUGGUGAAAUUAAUCAGUUGUUGGACCGCAGCUUUAAAGUUUAUAUCAAGACAGUGGUUUGCACUCCUGAAAAGACCACAAAAAGAAUGUAUGAUAGCUUCUGGAGGCAGUUUGAACACUCUGAGAAGGUCCAUGUAAAUUUGCUUCUGGUAGAAGCUCGGAUGCAAGCCGAACUCCUUUAUGCUCUGAGAGCUAUUACUCGCUACAUGACCUGAUGGCUGCAGCUGCCUGGCGACGCUGGAAUGGUCUGCAGCUGCGGCGUGGCAGAGGAAGAGAGGAAGCCUCAGGACCAACGGUAGCUCCAAGUUAAGAUGCCCAUUGUGCCAUAACUCCUUUAGUUUCAGCUCUUGCCGUGUUUGGAAUCCCGCCGCUGCCCUGGGCAGGGGCGCGCAGCAGCGCUGCCUGCUGCCGGCGCUUUGGCUUUGGCCAGCACGGGGACGCUCUGUGAACUUGUGGCGCUACAGCAAGUGAUAGCUACAUAGCUCUUGUGGCAAGGCGAGCGCGGGGCGGGCACAGCGCCGCCAGCCCUUUGCUUUCCCUGCCAGGAUAACCCUAGAAACUCCUGAUGCUGCUAUUUUGUGCUGGUGGAGCGACAGGACAGCCACAGGCUGGCCCACCUCAGCCAAAAGUGAGCACUGCUGUUGUCUGAGCCUUUGUUGUGCGUGGUUUCAAACAGCAAAACAAGCCUUGCCACUCAGAUUCCUCACCAGAACUCAACACUGAUCGUUGGAAAGGUAGCAAUCGAUUUUCCUCAGAUAGUUCAGCCUUAAAAAUGCUCUUUGUGCUCAGCAUUACUUGGUGAGCUCCAAGGUGCAGUGGGUCUUCCUAUGGAAAGAAGGGGCCUCGAGUCCUCAGAGCUUCUAGAGAUCUAACUUGGCCAAGUCUCUGCUGGCUUCCUGUCCUGUUUCUCCAGGGUGAAGCACGGAGGAGCUGGGCCAAGGUGUGGGAAUGUUGUUCCAGACUGCCAAACAGUCCUACUCUGGGACAUGCCCAGCGCUGGGCUUACUGAUGAUUUCUUUUUGCAGCUGCUUAACUAAAUAACCAGGCUCAAAACAAAAGCCCAACUGUUCUAGUAAAUCAAGAGGUGAUUAGGGAUGCUGAUGUUUAAUGGGCAGUGGGGGUGGAGAGCACAUGAGUACUUUUUGUAUGAGUGUGAAUUGCUUUUAAAAUUUGUCAGUAUUAUGAGUAUUUUUUAAAUAAAGGUAACAACUUUUUCUC